Molecule: messenger RNA, 4760 nt
Organism: Daktulosphaira vitifoliae (grape phylloxera)
Lineage: Eukaryota; Metazoa; Arthropoda; Insecta; Hemiptera; Phylloxeridae
Gene: sei
Product: potassium voltage-gated channel subfamily H member 2
Exons: 29
Coding region: 325-4488 (1387 amino acids)
Biological process (GO): potassium ion transmembrane transport; membrane repolarization during action potential
Cellular component (GO): membrane
Molecular function (GO): inward rectifier potassium channel activity
Source: RefSeq, a predicted model, not a curated record
GACGCCAACACACGCUCGAUACACGGCGCGCUACACACAUACUUUUUUUAGCCGGUCGCGUUAUUCACGUUGUGUUCCGUUGUGUGUCCACAACGAGAGAUACUUCUCGAGCGGCUUCCGCUUUAGGCGCCGCACACAGCCGUCGUCACUGCCGCUGACCGCGACGACACCGUCGAUCUUAAAUCGCUUGCCUUCCGGCCGCGAGUGUGUUAUGCUGGUGGCCAGUGCCGUCGGCUGCUUGCACACGCGUCCCGCCGCUCCAGCGUGGCCAGAAACGUGACUGUAUGGUGGGCUCGCCCGGUGGGUAACCCUGCCUGUUACGGCAUGCCAAUACGCCGAGGACAUGUCACCCAGCGCACCACUCUUAUAGAGACCAUCAUCAGGAAAUUUGACACACACGACCGCAGUUUUUUGGUAGCCAAUGCUCAGCAAUCUGGCUGUAACAUAAUCUACUGCUCGGACGGUUUCUGUCGUAUGACAGGAUACAGCCGAGCUGAAGUGAUGCAAAGUCCAGCAAUUUGUGAGUUCCUUCAAGGACCGAUGACAUCACAGCAGGCCGUGGCAGUAGUCAAAGAGGCGUUGGCAGCCGGCAUGGAGAGACACUUUGAAAUUCUAUACUACAGAAAAGACGGUUCCAAGUUCCUGUGCAGCGAGGUCAUUGCCCCGGUUAAGAGUGAAGUGGACGAUAUAUGUCUCUACAUCAUCAAUUUUGAAGACCUUACAGCACCCUCUUCACCGGUAGACCAACCCGAUCCAGCUUCUAGACUGAGUAAAUUCGAUAGGGCCAGACAAUCGUUCAGGCAAUCUCUACGAAUGGGCUCUUUCCGUGGACGGAGUGCAAGGCAAGCUGGUCGACUCACCCCACUGCCACACGAUGACGAGUAUGACGAAGAAAGCAGUGCAACAGCCGCCGAAUUGAAAACACCUCCUACGCCCAAAGCUUCAGAUUCAUUGAGUUUAAAAACGGCUGCCGCUGAAAGUAUAAUUAUGUCAACAACCUCUGCCCGUAUUGAAGACGAAACGGCGACUGCAGCUAUUAGCUCUCAGAUACCCUAUAGUAGAUCUGAAAAUCAAAUUUGUCAUCCGCACAGGACUUCUGAAGUAUCAUCAUCGCCAAAAAUACAGAAAAAAAUACCAGAACGACAUCCUUCUUUCGGAGACCCUCCCGUUCGUUCUCACACAGAUUCUAUUUUGUCAUCGUACAUUGAAAAGGAUCAAUUUCAAAGACCAAAACGGCCACAUACUAUCGAAAAUAUAAAUGAAGCUUACAGGAGUCAUUUUACCGGUAAAAGUUUUCCGGACACUUCGUCUGAAACGGAUUUGCAAAAAUUCAACACCUCAACAAUUUGGGACCAUUCGACGUCGCUGGGAAAUUUAGCGUCAGAGAGCCUCAAAUACAAAUAUUCUAUACAAGACAAUGGGUCGGCAAAAUUUUUUCAAGGUGCUUUACAUACGCCGAAUAUGGGUGAAAAAGUUGCACAGGUAUUAUCGUUGGGGGCUGAUAUUCUUCCUGAGUAUAAGUUACAAUCACCCAGAAUCCACAAGUGGACCAUACUUCAUUACAGUCCAUUUAAAGCGGUAUGGGACUGGAUCAUUUUACUUUUAGUUAUUUAUACGGCUAUUUUUACUCCGUACUUUGCGGCUUUUCUUCUAAAUGAACCUCAUUUCAAAGGACCAAGACCAUUAAAGUUUAGUUUCGACGAUCCUCUGGUGGCCGUAGAUUUUUUUGUGGACAUAACGUUUAUUAUCGAUAUAGCCAUCAACUUCCGGACUACGUACGUUAAUAAGAACGAUGAAGUGGUGUCGACGCCAAGUAAGAUAGCAUUACAUUACUUUCGUGGAUGGUUUCUGAUCGACUUGGUUGCCGCCAUACCUUUUGAUCUUAUGAUUGCCGGUUCUUCAGCUGAAACGGACGAGUUGUCUAUGGAAACACAACAGAAGACCGAGGAGACUACCACUCUAAUAGGACUUUUGAAGACUGCCAGACUGUUAAGGCUCGUUCGGGUCGCCAGAAAAAUCGACAGGUAUUCGGAGUAUGGGGCUGCCGUUUUGUUAUUGCUGAUGGCUACAUUCGCAUUGAUUGCACAUUGGCUUGCUUGCAUAUGGUACGCAAUUGGGAACGCUGAAAGACCACAUUUAGCUAGUAAAGUGGGAUGGCUUGAUAUAUUAGCUAACGACACUCAUCAGUUUUAUUCACACAAUAACACGGGUGGACCCAGUAUAAGGUCGAGGUAUAUCACGGCAUUAUAUUUCACGUUUAGCUCGUUAACCUCUGUGGGGUUUGGAAACGUCGCACCUAACACGGACGCAGAGAAAGCAUUUACUAUAUGUGUUAUGCUCGUUGGAUCUCUCAUGUAUGCUAGUAUAUUCGGUAACGUUUCUGCGAUUAUUCAGCGAUUAUAUUCCGGUACUGCUAGGUAUCAUACUCAAAUGCUUCGGGUCCGAGAGUUUAUUAGAUUCCAUCAGAUACCUAAUCCUUUAAGGCAAAGAUUGGAAGAAUAUUUUCAACAUGCAUGGACUUAUACAAAUGGUAUCGAUAUGAACAGCGUACUCAAAGGAUUUCCGGAAUGUCUACAAGCCGAUAUUUGUCUACAUCUCAACAGAAAUUUAUUGAAAAACUGUUCGGCGUUCAACGGUGCUUCGCCCGGUUGUUUGAGAGCGCUGUCGUUAAAAUUUCGAACCACUCAUGCUCCACCCGGUGACACACUUGUUCAUCAAGGAGAUGUGCUAACAUCGCUGUAUUUUAUAUCAAGAGGUUCCAUCGAAAUAUUAAAAGACAAUGUAGUCAUGGCUAUACUGAGUAAAAAUGACAUAUUCGGUGAAAAUCCGUGUAAACACGCUACAAUUGGAAAAUCGUGCUGCAACGUGCGAGCUCUUACAUAUUGUGAUUUGCAUAAAAUCGAUAGGAGUGAUUUACUUGAAGUAUUGGAUUUAUAUCCUGAGUUCUAUCAUUCGUUUAAAGAAAACCUUGAAAUCACAUACUAUAUGCGAGAUGAAACGCAAGUUGGGGUAGAUCCAAGAGCUGGUAGGUAUAGCAGAAAGAUUCGAUCAAGGUCUAGUUCACAGGAACCAAUCGGUGGUACGGCCAAUAUUGGAGCGACAAAACGGUAUUAUCACAGCUUUCAUAGAGGUGUAUCGGAGAGCUGUAUAGGACCGUCAGAGCCUUUAAGAGAUGAUAUGAACGAUAUGGACAAUGUCAUGUCAGAUUUCAACAACAGUGAGAAAUACCCUGAUGGUCAUGGUAUUUUAGAGUUUUCAACAGAAAAAGCAGGCCAAGAUGUAACUCCAAUGAAUUUGAGGUUUGAAGACGAAGCUUCACAAAACCGGAAUUCAACUCUCAAUUCGAUCUCCGGCAUGUUCAGCCAACUCAAACGUAGUGUUACUGACAUUCGCUUGCAUGGCCUAUCGCAAAAGCAACAAGGCAGAGACGAGGAAAAUGGUAAAGCUGGUAACUCUGGCGGAUUGAAAACUUCAACAUCUCACAAACAUUUAUUUGCUUCUCAAUUUAAUGAGAAUCAACCGUUGCUCGAACAUCAACUGCCCAUUUCUGAAUCAUCUGCACUGUCACAUGAACAUCACAAGGACAGUAUCAGCAGCGAGCACGCCAGCGUACAAAAUGUAUCGGCAGCCUGUUUUAGUAUGACCGCAUCGUCGCAUUAUGGGACACCAACGGCCCAAAGCCCCUUACAUUCCACUUGUAAAGCACAAACCCCACCCUACCCCAAAACAUCUAUGACUGUGAUCGCUGAUAAUACGACUGUGAUAACGCCCCCGUCACCGCAACGUGCAAUUACUUCAUGUUCGCAGUGCGGCAAUAUCGACGUGCAUUAUCGUAUAGACAGACUGUUCAAACAAUUCGACAAUUUAGAGCAAUCUGUUUCGAACGACAUAAAAACGAUACUGCAUAUAUUGAAAUACAAAAACGGUGACUUCCUGGUACCGGAAAACCGAUUGGAUGGUUGUAGAUUGAGGCCAUCGCCUAUAAAAAAAACUUCAAGUAUACCAUCUAGCGAGCAUCUGCCCAGGCCGACUUUAGCAGUAAAGUUUAGGAGUUCGUCGCAAGACGAAACGAAAAGUGAGAGCCGAUGUCGACAGCAAGUGUCACCGAUUCGACAGUCAUCGGAUCCUCAAUCAAUUACCAUUCCAAGGCGAAGUUAUUCCCAACCUCACGAUCUCUGCCAGACCCAACAGAAUCGUUUGUCAAGGGAAAUGCCAGCUGCCAAUAUCUUUGACAUUUCCAGUUUGUCUUCCUCUAACAUGGAUUCUGCUGUUGCCAGUCAAAAACGACACCAGUUUGCAAGUUUGAGAAGUACGACCAGUUAUAAUUCCAGUGAUGAUGGCAAUGUUAUCGAAUUUACGCCGUUGGCACCACUUGCUAAACUAGAUUCGUUACAUGAAACAACAGAUUCGUCGGAUGCUCAAAGUCGUCCAAGCAGUACGACCACCAGUCCGUCACAUCAGUCACAACAACAGGGAACUGGUUUGUAACCUCAGCCGAUAUCAUUCUCUUGUCUGUAAUUCAAGGUGGAAAAAUAACGAGCUUGUUGUAUUUUUAUUUACAUUUUUUUAUUCGAAUCACAAACAAUUUUUGCGCUUUAUUGAAUUUAGCGUAUUUGAAAUUUGAUCAAUCAUUAAAAAAUAAUAAUGAAAAUUGUUUUCUAGUGUUAUUUUUGUUAAUGACAUAUAAAUUACGGUUUUUUUAUACGCUGAAAAAAUUUAAAAACAGAAAAGACGACUAAUUUUUUUUUGUGGGAGUUUUU